AUUAAAGCGGAGCGGAGGGGGCGGGGAGGCCAGUUCAGCACCAAGCUCACCGCGGACAGAGCUCUCUGGCACCGGGACCCUGCGACGCCCCCCGACCGCCACCGAUAGAGUGCCCCCCAGCUCGCCCAUCACUGCCCAGAGCCGCUGGGAGGGGCCCGGGGGUGAGGACCACCGUGCCAGCCUUACUGCUAACUCAGUGAGUGGGCAUCACCCCUGGCACACUCCGACACAGCCCAGCCGGCCAGGACUGCCACUCCCAGCACUCUCAGACACACGGACACCUGGACAGCCCUAGGUGGCUUUUGUUUGUAAGUGUCAUGAUAAGGAAUUCUCUUUCCUCUGAAAGAUCAAAUGAGUCAUCUGACUAACAAGCCUGCCAUUAGACUACGUGCAGCAAAACUCUUCCCUUUUUGCCACUGAUAUCUCAAGAUGACGGAAAGCGGAGACUGCCGAUUCAGCAAUCUCACCUGGGAUCAAAUAACCAUCCUGGAUCAGGUACUGACAGAAGUUAUACCCAUUCAUGGCAGAGGAAACUUUCCUACCAUGGAAGUACAACCAAAGGAUAUAAUUCGUCUUGUGAAAGAACAACUCCUUGAAAAGAAAAUCACCGUACGUGACAUUCGCUUAAAUGGUUCCACCGCAAGUCACAUUUUAAUAAAACAAACUGGCACCAGCUGUAAAGAUCUGGACAUAAUCUUUGGCGUGGAGCUUCCUGGGGAACAUGAGUUUCAGACUGUUAAAGAAAUCGUUUUGGAUUGUCUUCUGGAUUUUUUACCGAAGUGUGUCAACAAGGAGAAGAUCACUGCUUUGACUAUGAAGGAGGCAUAUAUCCAAAAGAUGGUGAAGGUUUCUACGGACCAUGAUCGUUGGAGUUUAAUCUCUUUGUCAAACAAUAGUGGGAAAAACGUGGAACUCAAAUUUGUCAACUCUCUGAGAAGGCAAUUUGAGUUCAGUGUAGACUCUUUCCAGAUCAUACUGGACUCAAUGCUAAAUGUUUACACAGACAAAGAAAGGACAUUGUCUCCCGAAUCACACCCUACAGUUAUUGCAGAGAGCAUGUAUGGAGAUUUUAAGGAAGCGAUGGAGCAUUUGAAAUAUAAGUUGAUUGCCACCAGAAAUCCUGAAGAGAUACGGGGAGGAGGGCUUCUGAAAUACAGCAACUUAUUGGUCCGUGACUAUAAACCUGCUAGCGAGAAGGAAAUCAAAUCUUUGGAGCGUUACAUGUGCUCCCGAUUUUUCAUUGACUUCCCAGAUGUGGCUGAGCAACAGAGAAAGAUUGAAUCAUACCUCCGCAGUCAUUUCAUCGGAGAAGAGAAAAGCAAAUAUGAUUAUUUGAUAACUUUGCAUGCGGUGGUCAACGAGAGCACUGUCUGCCUCAUGGGUCACGAGAGGAGACAAACUCUUAAUAUGAUUGCUGUGCUGGCUCUAAAAGUUCUUGGGGAGCAGAAUAUUAUUCCAAACACAGCUAAUGUUACAUGCUAUUAUCAGCCCGCUACUUACAUAAGCGACAGGAAUUUCAGUAAUUAUUACACAGUUCAAGGACAGCCUUCCAUAUUCUACCAGCCUUACCAGCUUUAUGUUCACGCGGAAUGGGCUGGUCUAGUGGUACACAAGCUAGCACCAUUAAAAUAAAGGAAUUUGGCGCAAAGAAAUGGAAAUCUGCAUCGUGAAAUGACUGUUUGUUGUGCAAAAUGACACUUUGAGUAAAUACUUAAGUAUUCAUUGAAGGGGCUACAAAAUCCCCUUUUAAAACAUAUCCAUGGGUUUCUUUAUGUUGGAAUAGCAUCAGGAUAAGUUACAGAGGACAUAGAUAUAUGGAGUUAUGUAUGAAGGGGUAUUGAGAAGUCAAAUUCUGAAUGUUGAACAGUCACCAUGGAAACCAACAAAAUGUUCCUACUGACUGUUUCACUUUUAGAACAUUGCACUUUUUGUAAACUCCAUGAGAGUUAUGUAUAAAAGUGGGGCAGUCACCAUGGAAACCAGUGAAACCAGCAGACACAUUCCAUCUGUGACUCUGCCCCUUUUCCAUGUUUGCACCAAUUUUCAGAAAAUAGAUUUUUUAAAUACAUAACCCCCAUAUGUGUCAGAUAUCUGUUAUGUCCAUUGCUAUAAAAAGUUUGUUGGGAGGGGGGGAGAGCAAGUGUCUGAAAACUAUUUAAAUAUAUGAAAUAUUUCUUAGCACCAUUUACGGUUAUGAACUAAAAAAAAGUUAUAUGAUUAUAAGUAUUUUUUUCUUACAUGUCUGAAAAUUUUAUUUUUUUUCCUGUCUUUUCUUAAAAAAAAAGAAACAAAAAAAAAAGAGAGAGAUGGUCCAAGUCUUUACAUUUCUUAACAGAAAAUAAUAUAUUGAGGAUAUGAUUACUUCUUUGUAGAUUCGAUACCUUGUCCUGGCUGGGUUUAUUGAAUAGGUGACAUUCUAAGUAUGAAGAUUUGUUCAAAAACUUUGCAUUCCGUGGUGUCUCAUCUGUGGUUAAAGAAAAUGUGAUCUGGAUUUUCAGAAUUUUACAUCGUUUUUUUUUUUACAUGUUUCAUGGAAUGCUUUGAAGUGGAAAUGCCCUUUUAAGUCUGCUAAUGCCAUCAUGAUUGACCAUUAGAGGGUCUGUAAUGCCUGGGCUCUAAACUGGCAACAUACAGUCAUGUGUUACUUACCUGUACUACAUUCUGAUUUUCUCUGCAUUUACAAAGAGCAGCAGGAAUACACCCAAUCAGGUUAUGAUCAGAAUACAAAUAAUGUUCAAGAGUUACUCCAAGCAUCAUAACCACUACAGCCCGCUGUAGCGUUUAUGAUGUCAGAAGUACCCUUGUCCAGUCCCCCAGUAAUAGGGCAAACCAUUUAGCAAUAGUUUGUUCCCUUACCCGGGUACCCGCCAGGCUACAGUGCUCCCUGAUGGUCGGGUGAUGUGUUCCAGCUUCUGCAGAAACGCAAAAGCCAGAAACCACGAAACCUGACGCAAUAAAUUGGCUGAGAGCAUCAUCUGACCACUUUCAGCCAAUGACUGACAAUCUGUGUGAUGAAAGAUGCACAGAAUUGAUAUUAGUCUGGAACUCAAGUUCCAGGCUAACUGAUAACAUUACAAUGAGCAAUACAGAAGUAUAUAUAUAACACAUGUGCUCACCAAUAGUCGGUAAACGUAUAUAAAAUAAAAUUACCCUUAGGGAUACAAUAGAUUGUAAGAAGAUCCCUCAAGUCUUCUUAAUAGAAAUAUAAGAAAAACAAUCUAAAAAAACAAAAAAAAACAAAUAAUAGUGUGGUAUAUAAAGACACCAAAUUUGGUUUACAUUACAAUGAUACUGCAGCAAAGGGGCUAACCUCCAUAGGGGAAACUCUGCACAUACAGACUCCAGACACAAUGACCACUUCAGAUCACUGAAGUAAUCAUGGCGCAUGGAGUAACCAUUUAAGAGGCCAGAAAAUGGCACUACUGAGAAUGAUAAUUUUCGUAUAAGAGCAACUUAGGCUAAAGCAUUACUGACCUUUUAACAUAACCUGUUGGAAGGGUGGCUACAAAGAGGCAUAAUGACCCUAUUAGCAGUGUAAAAACUAUAAAGACCUACAAUGAACUAGUUUAUUGCUCAGCCCUCUUCUACUUGUGGGGUAAAUAGCGUCAUCAUGUUCACUGAAAUAGUCCAUAUCAAAGCUAACGUUUUUUGAGUGUUCUUUUGUUCAUUGUUAUUCUGUGGACAUGGUGUCAAUGAAAAAUGUCGACUUAUCCUGAAAAACUGUGAUGUAGGAAUACAUUAGGGGAUAAACUCAUUAAACAGUGACUUGUGGUGCUUUGACAAAAGAGUUGCAUGCUUGUCAUCAGCACACACAGCAAACAUACACUUAUAAAUAUUUGAGUGGUAUUUAAAGUAGUACUGUCUCUUGGUGGGACUCUGCAUUCAUCAAAACCCCCACCACCAUUCUGAGACAUGCCCGCUGCAUUUUGGUGUCUCCAUCUUUUCAACCUCUGACAGAUUAGGCAUGUGUAAGUGUUCAAAGAGACCACAUAGAUAAUAUAGGAGUGAUUAUAUAAACAUAGACGGGUGGAUGUUAAAGGGACACUAUAGUCACCACGACCACUACAGUUUAAUUUAGUUGUUCUGGUGUCUACAGUCUGUCCCUACAGGAUUUUCUAUGUAAACUGCCUAGUAAUACCUCUAGUUGCAGUUACUCAUACGGCCACUAGAGGUGCUUCCUAGUACAG
Molecule: messenger RNA, 4187 nt
Organism: Pelobates fuscus (common spadefoot toad)
Lineage: Eukaryota; Metazoa; Chordata; Amphibia; Anura; Pelobatidae
Gene: TENT5D
Product: terminal nucleotidyltransferase 5D
Exons: 3
Coding region: 430-1632 (400 amino acids)
Biological process (GO): mRNA stabilization
Molecular function (GO): poly(A) RNA polymerase activity; RNA binding
Source: RefSeq, a predicted model, not a curated record